AUGGCACAAGAUAUGAGGAUGGCGUUCCACGAUUGGCCCGCGACUUUUCAAGCCGAAGUCCUCGACCUCAGUUCUUCGCCAGAGAGCACCGCCAGGAUUAUCCAAGACUGCGAUAAGAAAUACGGCCCUAUAUCUCACAUGUAUGCGCUCGCUGGUUGUCCUAAUCAGAAUAGGCGCAACCCGCAUUGGGGAAUGGAUACGACCAUCGACCUGGUGAAGAUUAAUGUCUUGGGAGUCGUCUCUGCCGUCCUGUCCAUGUACGAAUGCAUGAAGUCUCGUCGCUACGGAAAGAUUUGUAUCGUCGGCUCUAUUUCUGAGAGGAACAGCCCAUCCAACAUGAUCUCCCACGCAUCCACUAAAUCGUUCAUGAUCACUUUCGCUUCCAAGCUUCGCGUCCGCGCUUCUACGUCCAACAUCGACGUCGUUAUCGUCGACCCCGACUUUAUCAACAGCGGCAUAGCGAAGAAAAUUGGCGCAAACACUGCUCAGCACGCAGGUCCACAGUUAAUGGCGGCCUUGAUGAAGGAGGCAGUGGAGAUGGGCGGCGUUGGGGUUGUGAACUUACCCAUCACCCAUAGCGUCAAGGUAUACGCACUUCGGGCCCUGAAUCCCAUUUGUGAGGAAAUUUGGAACUGGACGGCGAUGAAGGUGGGACUCGGGAAGAAGAUGACGCGAUCUGGGUGA
Laccaria bicolor S238N-H82 is the source of this 684-nucleotide messenger RNA. RefSeq lists its product as uncharacterized. Bases 1 to 684 code for a protein of 227 amino acids. NCBI's taxonomy places the organism in Eukaryota, Fungi, Basidiomycota, Agaricomycetes, Agaricales, Hydnangiaceae. The record is from RefSeq and is a predicted model, not a curated record. The transcript is spliced from 4 exons. Gene Ontology annotation, cellular component: membrane.